AUCAGUCGUUGUUCGGACUCCGUUACGGUUACUUGGACUUCGAUACGGUCGCGAAUGAAUUCUUCGAGUGAGUUGCAUAUUUACGUGUGUACAAUUCGUAAAAUGUAUUGGUUUAAUUUUUAAAUACAUUUUUGUAAAUACAAUAAUUUAGUAACGUGUUAUUUAAGUGUAAUAAUUUGGAUUAUCGUCGAAUUUUUGUUGCAAUAAAAUCACGGUUUCAAAGCAGUAAUAAUCAAAGACACUUAAACACUGUUGACGUAUAUUUUUAAAUUCGUAUUCAUAUUCAGUUCAUAAGAUUAUUACCAUCUACCGAUAAACAAUGAGAGGUGAACUUCAUCGGUAACCGUCCAAAUGAACAGUAUCUGACGCGGGAAUGGCGUAUUCGCGCGAGCCCCUGCGGCUAACGAUGGGCAACCGUGACGCGAAGACGCGGUUGGUGUACGCGCUGCUGUUCGUGUUCGUGUAUUGCGGCGAACAAAUCACUGCCGAUUAUGGCGUCGGUGGCGGUGGAGUGCUAGCUGACAACGAUGAUGUCAGAGGCGGUGGUUCGCGGGUGUCGGUAGUUGACUCCGCUGCAGCGGCGGACAGUAGCAGGAAGCAGAGAGUGCACCACCACAAACGCCAUUUGUCGAAAUCUUCAUCGGCGGUCGACUAUGCCCCGGGGAACGCACUGAUUAACGAGCUCGGAAAUCCGGACAACAUGUUCGUCACCGAAAACGGCACCGUUGUCACGUCACAAAUCGGCGGCACCGCAAUCCUCCCAUGCGCCACCGUAAAACCCGGAACGGCCACGGUGUCUUGGGUCAGACGGAUAGACUAUACAAUUUUAACAAUAGGGAUGAGAAGUUAUAGCAGCGACAAAAGGUUUUACGUUGACCACACCAGACAUUUAAAGACAUGGAAUUUAGAAAUAACGCCAGUGGAAGCAUCAGAUGCGGGUUUGUAUGAAUGUCGUAUAGCCACACAUCCAACAACCAGCAAUUUUGUACAUUUAAAAGUCACAGAGGCCAGAGCGGAAAUCCUCGGCUCACCGGACCUGUACAUUAUGAGCGGCAGCAGCUUAAGACUUGUGUGCCGGCUACAGGGGUCAACGCAAGCCCCGCUAUUCGUGUUCUGGUACCAUUCCGAUCGGAUGAUCAAUUUUGACACGGAUCGGGGCCUAGUCGUGCACAUCAAUAGCACGGAAAGCGACCUGAUUAUGCCGUACACAAAUACGUCGGACAGCGGCAAUUACACAUGUCAACCACAAAACAUAUCGCCGGCCACGAUUCACGUGCACGUGCUUCAAUCUGAAGUACCGGCGGCCAUGCAACACGGGGUCCGUAGCUCGACUUCGGGGUCAUUCGCCAUCUCCAAUUGUGCUAUGUUUACAAUAAUUUAUAUGCUUUUGCAAAUGUUAAGCUAAAAUGGACUGGAAUUUAGUGGGUCUUAACUACUAUAUACAAAAUAUUAUAUUAUAAUUUUCCAUCAUACUAAUAAUAAUUAUAUAUUUUGUCUUCAAUGUAAAUAAUAAAAUGGUUACGAUUUAUUAUACUAUAUAAUGACAUCGCUAUCAUAUACUUAUCGAUGUGUAAAAACUAAUAAAUAUAGAAGAAAAAAAAAGGAAAUAAUUAUUAUCAGUUUUUUUGUGUAAGUUUAUUAACAUUCUAUUUCGCUAAGGCGUGACAUAUAGCUUUUAAAUGUCGUUGAUCUUAACUUUUGUGUUAUUGUGUGUAAAGAAAUGUAAAAAAAUUAUUAAUAUUUAUGUUAAUUGAACUUUUGUGAACAACUAUCGGUUCAAUAAAUUCAGAAGAAAAGUUAAUUACAUUAUGAAAAAAUCAUUUUUCAUUUUAUCAAUCAAUGAUAAUAUGUGUAAUAUAUUACUUAAUACUGUUUAUAUGCCACAUAUACGUACUUAAUCAUAUCACAUUUGUAUUUGAAUACUGUCACAAGAAUAAUAGUCACUAUAGGUAUGGUGAGUUACUUGAAAAAUGAAACAACAAUUUUAAAUAAUUAUUAAACUGUUUUUAAACGUAAAAAUAAUUUUAAUUUAUACUUCAAUUUAUGAAAUUUUAAUAAAUAAAAAAAUUAUUUUUUAUUUAAUGACCGUACUCCAUAAUAUUGUAAAUUUAAAAUAUUAAUUAAUAUUUGUAAUAUUAAAAAAAAAAAAAAUGCUUUUAGGUUUUAAUAUAAUCAGUAUUAAUGAUCAGACAAUAUAAUAUUCUCUAUGAAUGUAAAAAAAAUAAAGUAAAUAAUCAAUUUACAUAGAAACAAAAACAUCAUUGCUAAGUUCAUUAGAUAUUAUAUCAUAACUUAAAAGUUAGAACUAUUAUUAAUCAUAGCCAUGAAACUUUAACUAACAUUUAACUGAAGUAAAUAAUUUAACGUAACGGUAAGGCUGUACAUUGUAUAAUAUUAUUAAUAUUAUGUUUUUAGUUUCAUUAUAAAAGACUGCGAAAUUGUUUUGUUUCAAUAAAAGUUUUUGACUGGUGGCUAACAAUAAUAUUCCACACAUGCCAAACAAAUAUAUAGUUUGCCGUCUGGAAAUUGUUCGAAGGGUUUGUAAAUUUUCAUAAUGUCCGUAUAAAUAUUCUUAAUCAAAAUUUGGUUCAUCUAAUAUGGUUAAUAUUAAAUGAUGCUUUGAAAUAUUCAACGUAUUUAUUAAAAUAUUUUUCACACAUUUACAAGAAUCGGACAACUAUUCUCUACACUUAAACUAUCGAGUAUCUAUCUAAAACAUUGUACAUCUAUUAUUAAAAUUACUCGAUCGAGUCAUUUUUUGUUUGCGGUUCAAGUUUUUGUUAUACAUAAUAAUAUAUAAUAUAUAAAAGACAAUAUUUAGAGACACUUCAUAAUAAAAUGAGCUAAUUAAUUUGAAAACAGUUUAACUAAAAUCAUAAUAAUAUUGUAAAUGCAAAAGAACUGUAAUGUAUUACCUAUUUAAAUUUACAUGAUUACAAAAAUCCUAUACAUUACGUAUUUACGUUUUUAAUUUAUUAAUUUAUCGUCGACUUUAAUAACAACUUUAAAUCAUAGUUUAUUGUAGAUUGCCCGUAUGAUUCCAUCAACUAUUGUAUUUUAUGUAGGUACUACACAUAUUUUACAGUGAAUAAUAAAUUACAUUCCACAUCGUACACUUCAAUUGAUCGUGACAUAAAUCUCGAAUAAUAAGUUUCAAUGGUAUUAUUAUUGUUUUUAAUAAUUAAACAUUUAGCAUCGUUGAAAAUACAAUAAUUUUAUUUUUACAACCGUGUUUUGAGAUGAUAACUUUGUAUUCAUACGAAUGUAUUUGAUAUAUUUAUCUCUCCUCAAAGAAUUGAUGACAAUUUUUUUCGAAAAAGAUUUAAUAUUAUACGAUUUUUUGCGUAUGUGUGUAAAAAUAAAUAAAUAAAUAAAUUAUUACGUUAAUAUCUAGUCAGCUCUCUAGCAAAGCUCCAUUUAAAUAUCAUGUUGCACAGGAAAACGUAUUUAAUGAAUAAUGCAAGUCAUGUUAAAAAGAGGGAGCACUCCAUAAUUUAUUAAGUAAAGUUUAAAGGCAGGAACAUUAUUAAAUUUACCAAUAAUCGACGUAUUCUUGGAAUAAUUGUGUUGAGUUUAUUUUUGGUAGGAAGGAUGUAUAAUAAGGAAAAAAAAUUUGCAUCUUAUUCAUUAUGACUGUAAACUAAGUGUAUUUGUAUACACGCGUUGAAUCGAUCGGUGAAGACCUUAACGCAUCCUGUGAAAAUCGACAGAAUAUAUAUAUAUAUAUAUAUAUAUGUUCUUUUUUUUUAAUGGCUGGCAUCCAAAAGAGUUAUAAAAAAAUUAAGAUAAUAGUUAGAUAACUUCACACAGACAAAAACAUAAUGCUCGUUUAAUAACGCUAAGAGAAGUUGUUUUUCGAUUUUCUGAUAAUAACUAAUAAGACUUAACAUCGACAACUAAAAUAAUCAAAAUUUACCUACCCGUAAUUUAUCUUCUAUAAUAAUACAGCAAUAUUAUGGUUAUUACUAUAAUAAAACGAUACUUACUGACAUUAAAACAAAAACCAAUAACUGUAUUUUAUGAUUACUUAAGUCAAAUAAUCUUCCGGGACAGUGUUUCGAUAUUUUUCGGAGACAGUAUACACGUACUCGUCUCCACCUGAAAACAUGUACGUACUUUUAAAUGAUAAAAGUAUUAUGUAAUUAUUAUGUGUAAACAUUAUGUUAUUUUAUAAUAUAUUAUUAUUAUAAUCUAAUAAAAUAAUUAUAAUAUAAGUUUUUUUUUUUUAAUUCUCGAUUGUGUGGAAAACAAUGUACAAAUUUCAUUCCAUUGUAAGUAUUGUGUACAAAUAUUUUUUUUUUAUAUAUUACUAUAUGGUGAAAAAAUUCAUCAAUGGCUGGGUUUUAUUUAUUAUUAUUAAUUACCUAUACAAACAUAAUUUCAAUACGCAUAAAUUUUAGUACGUUAAUAUUUUUACGAAACGAUUUAUGUUAUGCAUGUGUUAUUAUUACUACUUUUAAUCAAUUUAAGUAUGUUUUAUAGCAGUAAAAAUUAAUUUCAAUGAGAAAUUUCAAAAUAUUUGCCUUGUGACAUCAGUUAAAAAACAUGUUUUACAAUAUUUGGUUAUAACUAAUUAUAUGAUAAAACAUAGUGCCGUUUCGGCCAAUAUAAUCAUUAUAAUUAUGUAUUGUAAGCCUAAAAAUAUUGUACAUCGAAUCGAGACGGUACUUUUUUAUUUUUGUGUAAAUUAUUAAAAUUUUGUUGGAUUUUUAUUUAUAACAUGUGAAAAUAAAAUAAAUUAUGUUAAAAUGAA
Messenger RNA from Aphis gossypii (cotton aphid), 4753 nucleotides. RefSeq lists its product as uncharacterized. NCBI's taxonomy places the organism in Eukaryota, Metazoa, Arthropoda, Insecta, Hemiptera, Aphididae. The record is from RefSeq and is a predicted model, not a curated record. Gene Ontology annotation, biological process: synapse organization. The transcript has 8 exons. Gene Ontology annotation, cellular component: neuron projection membrane. Bases 374 to 1405 code for a protein of 343 amino acids.